AAUGUCAUCAACAUCGUCGUCUAUUUGAAACUCGGACUCAAAGACAGCAUCAGCAUCUGCUUCUUCGUGCUGUCGUGCACGGACCUGGUGAGUGUGAUGCUGGUGGUGGUCGGCAACACCUUCACGAGCUUAUCGGAUCAUUUUCAGACACGGUGGAGAACUGAUGGCGCAAGCGUAAUGUGGGUCCUCAUGGCUUACUACGGCCCCUUCUACGACAUCUCGCAAGGGAUCACGACAUACAUCGCCGUCCAAAAAUGCUGGUGCGUGGCGCUGCCUUUUCGUUUCAAAAACACAUUCACGAGGAAACGAACAGCCGUUAUCUUAACUGGAAUUUCGUUGGCACUCUUCGCGAUGCACCUGCCGAUUCUUGCAUCCCAAAGUUUGGCGGAAAUGUUCGACCCCGUCAACAACAAAACUAUAAUUAAAUUAUGGGCGGCGGAAAACCUUGAAACGAUUUACUCUGCGGUCAGCCUCGUAUCUUUAGUUUUUACCAACACGUGUCAGUUCACUGUUAUUUUCUGCUUGAUCGUUCUGGCUUCAAGCUUACGGGCCUCAUCAAAAUUCAGGAAUGCGACAAUCGCCAGCACCGAGAAGACGUCUUCGGAGCUUAAAACUAAAUUUACCGACCAGGAUUUGAGGAAUUGUUUGACGUCUGACGAAAUGCGUUCUGGUAAACACUCGAAAUAUGGUCAUGGGAAAAUCACGGGGAAGAAAAGUUCUGGGGCAAACACCACCGCUCGUGAAGAUAUUACUCCUGCUCCUCUCCCUGUCAAGACCACUUCUAGAAAAGAACUGCUGGCCAUAAAGUCCACCACGAUGGUGUCCACUCUGUUCGUUUCGUUCAACACGUUAAAGUUGCUCAAUUACUACGCCCUCCUGUGCAUUCCGGAGUAUGGUAUCUUAGGUCGGUACAGUGGCACGUAUCUGGUGACGAAUGAAAUGCGGAUCACGUUGGAGGUACUGCACUGCUCCUGCAACAUGUUCAUCUACCUGAAGUUCAACACACGCUACAGGUCGACGUUGCUGGCCAGCUGUGGGCGCAGCCGUUGA
Molecule: messenger RNA, 1050 nt
Organism: Lymnaea stagnalis (great pond snail)
Lineage: Eukaryota; Metazoa; Mollusca; Gastropoda; Lymnaeidae
Source: the annotation of a GenBank genome assembly